AUGGUGUACCUCCUGAUCGAGCGCAAGCCUGGCCAAUCCAUCAGGUGGUGGCACCCCGCGCCUAGCAUGCGCUGGCGUCUCUCUUUCCUUCUGCUGGUCCUCAUCUCGAAGUCAAGCCCGGCCCGUGGCGAGAACACCUGCAGCACCGACCCAUGGGCCAGCUCGAGUUUGCUUCGCCGAACUUUUGGCCCACAGACGGUAUUGGCCGUUGAUGUGGACUCUGACGGUCAUACAGACCUGGUCACGGCCAGCUACUACAAUGAUCAGGUGGCCUGGUUUCGAAAUCAGGGCCAAGGCCGCUUUGAGGGCUCUCUUCGCAUCAUAUCCGAUUCCAACAAAGGCUCACGCACGCUGGCUGUGGCUGACCUCGACAACGAUGGUGAUUUGGACCUCGUCGUGGGAAGCUCCGUCGACUUUCGCAUCUCUUGGUAUGCCAGUAAUGGCAGCCAGUACGAUGCUGUCCCUCGUGUCAUCACCACCGAAACCCGGUCAAUACGCGAUGUGGUCACUGCCGACCUGGACAACGAUGGCUAUGUCGACAUCAUCAGUGGCAGUAAUGACCAAAAUGCCGCCAUCUUCUGGUACCGCAACCAACAAGGCUCCUUCUCAGGAGCCCGUCAUGUACUCGACGAAGAUUCGCCCGCCAUUCUGGGCGUGGCGGCAGCCGACUUUGAUAACGACAAUCUAACCGAUGUCGUCGCGGCUUCGGAAUCUUCAAACACUGUUACGUGGUACCGCAAUCUUGGAAAUGGCAGCUUUUCCUCCCGCUUGUACCUGACUCUCAAUGGAGCCCACAGGCCGGUCUCAGUCGUCGCCGUUGAUCUAAACCAGGAUGGCCGCCCCGAUAUUCUCUGUAGCACUCUUUUGGGCCGUGUCAUAUGGUUUCGCAACACGGGUAUGGGCACCUUUGCCCCCGCUGCGGUUGUGACGACAGACUUGUCUUCGAGUCGCUAUGCCACAGCCGCAGAUCUGGAUAAUGACGGAUGGCUAGACGUCAUCAUCGCUGGCUACGACAACAAUGUCACUGCAUGGGUUCGUAACCUCGGCAAUGACUCCUUUGAUGACACGACGCAGUUGAUUGAUAUGAACGCACGUGGCGCGCAUUGGAUCGCGACGGCCGACUUUGAUGGUGACGGACGUACUGACGUGGCUGCGGCCUGCUUUCUGGAUUCAAAUGUCAUUACGUAUCGCAAUAUUGACCAAGGGAAUUUUACCGGGACACGGACGGUGCUUUCCACCACCGCCCAGGGCACCAAGGCCCUGGUAGCCGUUGAUCUGGAUGGCGAUGGUCACCUUGACGUAGCUAGUGCCAAUUAUCAUGGCGAUUCGCUGACUUGGUAUCGCAAUCCGGGUGCUGGCAACUUUACGGGAGCCCAGCACGUCGUGACGGCCUAUGCGGCUCAGCCCACCGCCCUGGCCGCCGCGGAUAUUGAUAACGAUGGGCACCCCGACCUCGUGAGUGCCAAUGCGGGUCAUGGUCAAGUUGUUUGGUACCGCAAUCUGGGCCAGGGCAAUUUCAAUCCCGACCCAGUCAUCGUGGCCGUCGACUUGACCAACACCCAAGCCAUCUUUACUGUGGACCUUGAUGGCGAUGCUGACAUCGACGUCAUCACGGCUGGCCCUGGCGAUGCGACCAUUGCGUGGUAUGCAAAUAUUGGCAACGGCUCAUUCUCCUCCAGUCCUAUUCCAAUUUCCUCUCCUGCGGUCGGUGCAUCGGCUGUGUACGCUGCAGACCUGGACAACGAUGGCCUUGUGGACGUUGUGAGCGCCAACUCAGAUGAUGCCAAGAUUGCGUGGUACCGCAACCUGGGCCGUGGCCGCUUUUCUAGCGAGCACAUCAUAUCUGCGGACAUCAAGCUUGCCAGUGCCGUGACUGUGGCUGAUCUAGAUGAUGACGGCUGGCCCGACAUCAUUUGUGGCGGAAUCGAAGGCUUCGCGCAAUGGUUUAAGAAUGACCAGGGUGCAUUUGGCAGAGGACACAUCAUUUCCACGGUGUCGCUUGAUCUGCGCACCAUUGCAGUCGCAGAUAUGAAUAAGGACGGUCGCCUAGACAUUGUGACAUCCAACUCAUUUGCAGUCGUUUGGUACCGAAAUGCUGGACAGGGUGUGUUUGACCAGGACUACAUCCUCGCUGCCCAGAGCUUUGAUCAGACGCGAGCCAUUGUUGCAGAUUUGAGCGGCGAUGGGUAUCCCGACGUUGUCUGCGCCCACUUCAACUCCAGCGACAUUCGCUGGCUCCUGAACGACCUUCGCUCACCUCCGCGAUACAUCCAUCACCCGGCCCGUGACGACAGAGAUGCGCUCAUCCAGACAAGUGUGUUGGGCAAAGGCAAUUUUGGCACAGUUUUUCGGGCGUCUGACUACAAGGCAGUCAUGCUGGAGGCAGCUCUUCUGCAUAUUGCUUGCGAUCAUCCUCACAUUGUCAGCCUGAUUGCCAUCGUUCACGACAGCGCUCCAAUAUCGCUCGUGCUUGAGCUGGCCGACUUGGGCGAUCUUCGGACCUACCUACGUCACACCAGGGUCUUGCCGCACACCUCGCUGGUACGCCAUUUCUGUGCAUUUGGGUUGCCUGUAGCCCUUGAAGCAAGGUCUCCAAUCGACACCCUGUUGCUCUCCGGGCUCUUGGCGUGCUAG
Molecule: messenger RNA, 2634 nt
Organism: Monosiga brevicollis MX1
Lineage: Eukaryota; Choanoflagellata; Craspedida; Salpingoecidae
Exons: 4
Coding region: 1-2634 (877 amino acids)
Biological process (GO): protein phosphorylation
Molecular function (GO): protein kinase activity
Source: RefSeq, a predicted model, not a curated record